AUGUUGGAGUGGGCUGCGUUCUCAAACCUCAUAUUAGCGGCAAAGACCAAAGAUCUGGGCUUCGGAGAAUGUGCUCCGGGUUGCUACUUGAAUAGUGAGGGUCAAAAGCAUCCUAUCGUCGUCGUUCAAAUUGAUGGUUCCACCAUUUCAUAUGUUCAGAUGACCGCUAAGCAAAUGGAAUCGGAUGAGGAGACAGGAACUCUUUAUUCCCCCAUCAAACACUACUUCACUACUCCAAAGGAGGAUAAAAAAUUAAGGAAGCUUGCCUCAACCCCGGUUCGGUCCAACUACUUCCUCCGCGCACUGCAAUGGGAAAAAGACACAAUUAAUAAUGUCCGAAACAAGAUUUUUGGCCACCCAAACCUCGAGCUAGAAAAAUAUUCUGAGUUGCGACUCCCCCACGUUUACGAACUACCCCUGAAGAGAUUCAAGCCUUUCGGAGGCUCUGAAGCGAGGGCAAUUGAUCAUAGGCUGGAUGAAGGAUCUUAUUAUAGACUUAUGGACAGACUUGGCUUGGAAGCAAGUCGUUAUCCCACCGACGCUGAGUUGUUGGGACUCCCUGAGAAAUGUUGCAACACACAAGUCACAAAUGCUUCUACGCCACAGCAUCAUCCUCCACAGAGUCGCGAGAUAUCCACUGGGACUUUGCCUGAUAGUGCAAAAGCCCGUCGUGCAGCCGCAAAACGUGCGAAACGGACGAGACCGAUCUCGGCGCCAAUCAAGCUGACUGCGUCUAUGUGUUUGGAAUCCACAGAUGAUCUUUAA
Messenger RNA from Sclerotinia borealis F-4128, 765 nucleotides. The record is from the annotation of a GenBank genome assembly. Lineage: Eukaryota; Fungi; Ascomycota; Leotiomycetes; Helotiales; Sclerotiniaceae.